This is a messenger RNA of Plasmodium gaboni, 379 nucleotides long. Its product is annotated as putative secreted ookinete protein. The record is from RefSeq and is a predicted model, not a curated record. The transcript is spliced from 3 exons. NCBI's taxonomy places the organism in Eukaryota, Apicomplexa, Aconoidasida, Haemosporida, Plasmodiidae. The annotation marks the transcript as partial.
AUGGCUGUUUUUUUUUUCCUGUUCUUGAAUAUGUUGUUCUAUUCUAUGAAUUGUGAACAAUCAGAAAUAUUACCUUUAGGUGAUAUUAUAUCAAGUGUUGCAGAUAUAACAAAUGCAAUAACCUCCAAUCAAAAGGAAGGAUCAACUAAUGAUGUUGUUACUGACUCGUUACCAAAGAUUAACCUAAAAAUAGUUCCAUCAAAAAAAUUGCAUAUCACUAAAAGUGACUUGGUGUUUUUAUUGUCUGAGUUGCGACAAGAAAUUAGAAGACAAAUGGGUAUUCUCGAAGACGAACUUGAAGAGAAAGAAAGAAUGAGACAAAGAUCUUCUUCUUUAUGGAAUAACAACGAAUCAGCUAUUUACACCCCAAAUGAAAAGG